GCCUCUUCUCCAAGCAACUCGCUUCCCUGGAGCCGAGGGAGGCCAUCCCUGCUCGGCUGCUCUCGCCAAGGAUGGCUCCGGAGGGCGAUCGACUCUUUUCCUGGGCGGCUGCGGCGCUCGCCCUGCUCUUGGCCGUCUGGGUCGCCCGCUUCCUGCUGGACCAGUGUUGGAAAUACGUGGAGCUGAAGCCCAUCCCGGGGCUCAGUCCCUGGUACCCGCUGCUGGGCAACGCGCUGCUCUUUGAACGCGAUGGGGAAGCUUUCUUUCAGCAAAUGAUAAAUUCCAUGGAACCCUUCCGGAAUGUCCCACUGAUGCAACUUUGGAUAGGACCACAUCCCGUUGUGCUCUUAUAUCGUCCAGAAACUGUAGAGGUAGUGUUGAGGAGCUCUAAGCAUCUUGCAAAACCCUUUAUCUACACGUUUUUGCAUCCUUGGCUGGGCACAGGACUCCUAACGAGCACUGGAGGCAAAUGGCGGUCCCGAAGGAAAAUGUUAACACCCACCUUCCAUUUUACAAUCUUAGAAGAUUUCCUCGAAGUGAUGAAUGAACAAGCCAAUGUCCUUGUUCAGAAACUUGAAAAGCAUGUGGACAAGGAGCCGUUCGAUUGCACUUUAUACAUUACUCUGUGUGCCCUUGAUGUAAUUUGUGAAACAGCUAUGGGCAAGAACAUAGGAGCACAACACAAUAAGGAUUCCGAAUAUGUCCAAGCUGUCUACAGGAUGAGUGUUCUGAUUCAACAAAGACAGAAGUCUCCCUGGCUCUGGCCUGACCUUCUCUACCUCAUGUUCCAAGAAGGAAGAGAACAUUACAGGAGUCUGAAGAUACUUCACAGCUUUACUGAUGAUGUCAUUGCAGAAAAAGCUCAAGAACUAAAAAACCAGGAGCAGCAUAGAAGCAAUGCUGUCAGCAACGGUGAACAAAGCGGGCACAAAGUCAGGAGAGCUUUUCUUGAUAUGCUUCUGAAUGCCACAGAUGAUGAUGGGAAGAAGUUGAGCUACCUGGACAUACGAGAGGAAGUGGAUACAUUCAUGUUUGAGGGUCAUGAUACUUCCGCUUCUGCCAUGAAGUGGUGUAUUUACUUGCUUGCAAGUCAUCCAGAAGCCCAAAGAAAAGUUCACCAUGAACUUGAUGAGGUUUUUGGGGACUCAGAUCGUAACAUCACAAUGGACGAUUUGAAGCAACUAUGGUAUCUGGAUUGUGCUAUUAAAGAAGCUCUUCGCCUUUUCCCUUCUGUUCCAUUUUUUGGCCGUACACUGAGUGAGGAAUGUUAUAUUAGAGGAUUCAGGAUACCCAAAGGAACGGAUGUCAUAAUUGGGUCUUUCAUGCUGCACAGAGACCAUGUUGUCUUCCCGGAGCCUGAGGAAUUCAGACCUGAGCGAUUUUUCCCUGAGAACGCAGCUGGGCGGCACCCAUAUGCAUAUGUGCCUUUCUCUGCAGGGCCAAGGAACUGUAUCGGUCAGCGCUUUGCAAAGAUGGAAGAAAUGUUGAUUCUAGCUACCAUCCUGCGGCACUUCUCUAUUGAAAGUACACAGCGACGUGAUCAACUCUGCCCUGUAGGAGAACUGAUUCUUCGUCCAAAUAAGGGCAUCUGGAUUCAGCUGAAAAGGAGAUCGACUUCCUGCUCUUAAAAUAAGAAACCUCAGGGAAAUUCCUUACCACACUGCAUUGGGACUACUUCAGUAAAGACUAUCGAUUUUCAUAGCAGGACUUUUCAGAGUGCCUGAUGCGACUAUGACUUAUUUUUUAAACUGCCCAGGGUGGCUGGGGAAGCCC
Podarcis muralis (Common wall lizard) is the source of this 1773-nucleotide messenger RNA. RefSeq names its product cytochrome P450 4V2-like. Gene Ontology annotation, molecular function: iron ion binding; heme binding; monooxygenase activity. The record is from RefSeq and is a predicted model, not a curated record. NCBI's taxonomy places the organism in Eukaryota, Metazoa, Chordata, Lepidosauria, Squamata, Lacertidae.